AUGGAUCCUGAAAAAGUGGAAGAAAGAACUACUGUGAUCACGGUAGAGGAUACCAAGGUUAUAGACGAAACCAAAAUCAAAUUUGCCAAAGUCUACCGCCCAGAAAGGACAAAAACGAUUCAAACAAUUGAUACUACAGGUUCACGUAGGCCAUCUAUUAGCGCUCCUAAACGCCCCGAAAAGAAGCGUAAAGCCGAUAAAAAGAAUGUUGACAUCACUGAGCAUUUACUCUCUGCAGAGGAAUGUGCAGCCAAAUAUAAUACGCACAUAAAUACUAAAAAGGCUUCAGAAUCAAAGGGUUUAACCACUCAACAAGCCGCCAACGUCUUGGCUGAAACAGGUCUUAAUCAGCUUUCUCCUCCCAAGAAGAGACAUCCUAUCCUCAAGUAUAUUGACUGUGUACUCAAAUUAUUCAAUCUGCUCUUGAUUUUGGCUGGUAUUCUCGAUUAUAUUUUAUUAGCCAUCAAUUUCCAAGAAAACUUUGCUAACACAUAUCUCGGUGCCAUUCUGAUUGGUGUAGCCUUACUUAACGCUUUUAUUGAAUUCUAUCAAGAACAAAAAUCACAGGCCUUACUUGAUUCCUUCCUCAACAUGGUUCCUGCCAAAUGCAUGGUCAUUCGUGAUGGUAAAGUACAACAGAUUGAUGCCGUUAACCUUGUUAUUGGUGAUGUUGUCAUGGUUCGAAUGGGCGAUAAAGUGCCUGCCGAUCUUUUUCUCUACCAAGCCUCCGAUCUCAAAGUUGACAAUUCUCCGCUCACAGGUGAAUCUGAUCCCCAGGAACGUGGUCCAAAUAACACUCAAAAGAAUGUCUUUGAAGCUGAAAAUAUUAUAUUCAAUGGUACCUUGGCUGUAUCUGGUGAAGGUUAUGGUAUAGUCGUCAGAACAGGUGACAAUACGGUGCUCGGUCAAAUUGCUGGUUUGACAGCAGGUGAAACUAAAGAAGAUUCUCCUCUCUCCAAAGAAAUCGCUACUUUUGUCAAGAUUAUUGCUUCCAUCGCCUUGAUUACCGCUGCUAUAUUCUUUGGUAUCGGUUUCCCAGUCAACAAUAACAACGUUUCCUUGACUUUGAACUUUGCUAUUUCCGUCUUUGUCGCUUGGGUCCCAGAAGGUUUACCUGCCACCGUGACCAUUUUGCUGACAAUCUCUGCCAAACGUAUGGCUGCCCGUAAUGUACUCGUCAAGGAUUUACAAGGUGUAGAAACCUUGGGUGCUAUCACUCUUUUGGCUACAGACAAAACAGGUACCUUGACCCGUAAUCAAAUGACCGUCACCUAUAUCUGGUCUUGCCUCAAUUUGAGAAAUGUUAUGGAUAAACAAACAAUGUCAGAAAAGGCCAUUCAGAUACCUGGUGUCCGCGAGAUCUUGAAUAUUUCAACUCUCAACUCACGUGCCAAAUUUGAUCGAGUCGAUGUUCCAGUCUCCCAAAGACAGAUCCUUGGUGAUGCUACAGAAACUGGUCUUGUCCGCUUUGCUGGUGAGCAAUUUGGUGAUCUCUUUGAUACUUUACCUGAUCAAUAUCCCAAGGUUUUUGAGAUACCUUUCAACUCUGACAACAAGUGGGCCAUGACUAUCCACAGAAUGAAGCAUGAUAAUGGUGAUCUGACUCUUUAUGUCAAGGGCGCCCCAGAACGUGUGUUGAAACUUUGUGACUCUAUCCUGACCGAAUCUGGCUCUAUUCCACUCACUCAAGAACACCACAAUGCCUUCCAGGAAACCUAUUCUUAUAUGGCUGGUCAGGGUCACCGUGUCUUGGCAUUUGCUCAGGUCUUGCUUGAUGGUCAAGAAUACCCUGCUGAUUAUGUAUUUGACAAGAACCAAAAGAAUUAUCCCAUGUCUGGUAUGACCUUUGUCGGUUUAGCCUCACUUGAGGAUCCUCCUAAACACGGUGUACGUGAAGCUAUUGGUAAAUGUCGUGCUGCUGGUAUCAGAGUCAUGAUGGUAACUGGUGAUCAUCCUUUAACGGCAGAAGCUAUUGGUCGCAAGAUUAAUUUGAUGGUAGGCGAGACAAAGGAAAUGGUUGCUAAGCGUACGGGACGUUCUGUGGAAGAGGUCUCUGAAGACGAGUACAACAGCAUUGUCAUUCACGGUGACAUGAUUGAUGGUUUGACUGAUGAUGACUGGGACAAUAUCUUUUCCAAGGACGAAGUCAUCUUUGCUCGUACUUCUCCCAAGCAUAAACUGGAGAUUGUCAAACAUGCACAGGCCUUACGACAUAUCGUUGGUGUUACUGGUGAUGGUGUGAAUGACGCUCCUGCAUUGAAAAAGGCUGAUCUUGGUAUUGCAAUGAAUAUUUCUGGCUCAGAUGUCUCCAAGGAUGCAGCUGCCAUGAUUCUUCUUGACGAUAACUUUGCUUCUAUCAUUCAUGGUAUUGAAGAAGGUCGACUUAUUUUCACCAACCUCAAGAAAUCCAUCAUGUACACCAUCACCCACUCUAUGCCUGAGGUCAUUCCAAAUUUGCUUUACAUUAUUGUACCAUUACCUCUUCCUCUGUCUGCUAUUCUUAUCUUGGUGAUUGAUCUUGGCUUUGAAUUGUUUGCUGCUCUUACUUUUGCUUGGGAUGUUCCUGAAACAAAGGAAGGCCUUAUGAAACUACCUCCUCGUAAGCCAGUUACGCCUGAUUCUAUUGAUCGUUACCGUCGUUAUCUUCAUCGCAGAGAACGUUAUGUUCAGUAUGAUGAGUCAGGCGAAGAAGUACGUCCUAAUGUGUUCCGUCGCAUGUACAACAAGCUUCAUGAGUUAACCACAACUGCUUACUGGAAAGAAAAGUUUGAAAAAACCGAUGACGAAGUCUUGGUCGAUCUCCCCCUUUUAUCAUGGGCUUAUCUUGAAAUCGGUAUCAUUGAAGCCAUUGGUUGUUUGACAGCUUACUUUGUCGUUCUUUGGUAUAAUGGUAUUACACCUUAUGAUGCAGUGAUCAUGCAGCGUGGAGCAUCCUCUCCUACCAACUACUUUGCCAAUGGACCCAUCUAUGCUCGUGAUUAUCUCACUGCUACUGGUAAACUCUUGAAUGCUGAAGCUCAACACCGCGCUCUUGGACAGGCUCAAUCUAUUACCUACUGGAGUGUAAUGGUUAUGCAAAUGUUCAAUAUGUUUGCCUGUAAGACACGUUUCUCUAUGCCUAUUGGUCGUUACAUGUUCUCAAACAAAUGGACCUUUGCUGGUAUCCUUGGUGGUGCUUCUUUAGCAACCCUCAUUGUCUACUGUCCACCUUUCAAUAUUCCUUUUGGUACAGAAUAUCAUCUGUUGCCUCUCUGGUGGUUGAUUCCAGUUGGUUUUGGCUUUAUCAUUAUUGCUUAUGCCUGUUUACGUAUGAAAGUCAGACAGAGACUCAAUCCUAUCAACUUUAACCCUGAAAUCCAUGGUUUACGUAUGCAUCCUACUAUCUUUACGGUAGCUACCACAGAAUCUGGUCAUCGUAUGGCAUAA
Molecule: messenger RNA, 3426 nt
Organism: Rhizopus microsporus ATCC 52813
Lineage: Eukaryota; Fungi; Mucoromycota; Mucoromycetes; Mucorales; Rhizopodaceae
Exons: 3
Coding region: 1-3426 (1141 amino acids)
Biological process (GO): intracellular potassium ion homeostasis; potassium ion import across plasma membrane; proton transmembrane transport
Cellular component (GO): membrane
Molecular function (GO): ATP binding; P-type sodium:potassium-exchanging transporter activity; ATP hydrolysis activity
Source: RefSeq, a predicted model, not a curated record